GUGAUCAAUUUAUUGAAAGUUCCUGCACUUUGUCCCCGUCGGAAGCAAGUGCUGUUGGGGCGACCUAUUUGCCAAAGAGGUUUUCGGAAAAUUCUGUGUUUGGGCUCUGGCAGGUAUUCACGGUUGAAGCAAGCAGCCAGUAAAGAUGAACGUGCCCCCUUGGAUGGACGGUCAGUCCCUAAGAAGAAUGUUUUUCGAGGCAAGAGAGGCAACGAAGCCUUACAAAAGCGGGCGCUGAUAGCAGAAUAUUUGGAAGAAUUGUAUGAAACUAUCAGUGAGCCAAUGCCAGAUGCCAACCAGUCUCUGAAAUGCAAAGACCAGAUCGAAACUGAAGCUGGAGACCUUGUGACACAAGGCCCAAAACGUUUCAGAAGACACAAAGGCCGACGACCUCGGGUGGCAGUUCUCCAGAAUCGUGGGUGUGACAAGAGCAAGAUGAAGCUAUUGCCACCUGGUACGUAUUCUGACUACUUGGGCCUUUUGCGCGCGAGACACCCUGACAUGAAAAUCAGCCUCAAACUUUUCUCCAAAGUUUGGGCACAAAACUUUGGUGGCAAGUUGGCCCUACGGGAAGAGUCGCAGCAUGCCCAGUGUGGCAUUUGCACACGUCACAAGCUGUUGAUCAAACGCCUUUCUGGAGACAGAAUUCAACGUGAUGCUCAGAUGGCUGAAUACGCAACACACUUGCGUCGACAGUACGCUGACCGUACUGAGUAUUGGAAGGCUCGGACACGGUCAAGGCUUCCGCUCCUUCCUGCUGGGGAUCAGAGUGUUUGCUUCAUCAUUGACGGCCAUGACCACAGCAAGUAUCGGUAUCCAAGGGACACAAUGUUUUCAUCGAAGGAAUACAGUGGUUUUGUUCGGCCUUGUUUGGAUGCAACAGCCUGCAUUACCCAUGGCCAGGGAAUCCUCAUGGUGCUGUCCGAACCCUUUGUCCGUAAGGAUUCAAGUUGGACCACUGAAGUCAUUGCACACUCCCUGAACAAAUUGGCAGAGGUGGCAGACCUCCGUCGCAUGGAGGUCCUCUGCCAAGCUGACAACACAAGUCGCGAGGUGAAAAAUAAUACUCUGACACGGUUUUGUGGAUUUCUCACAGGAACAUCCCGCGUACGGCGGAUGGAGCUCCGAUUUUUACAAUCUGGGCACUCCCACGAGGACGUGGAUGCUUGGUUCAGUGUAUUGAGCAAUGUCAUUGAAUCGCACAAGCACCUCCAGACACCAGAGGACUUCCAAAGGCUGCUGCAGGAUUUUUUGACAGACUUGACGCAACGGCCCCAUGAGCUUCACUGGCGAGAUGUCAUGCUGGUCAAUGCAAUUCGGGACUGGAGUUUUGACUUGUUAUUCGGAGAAAUUUGUUAUUGCCCUCCCAUUGACCUUUUUUGUGUGGGCAGGUGCCCCCAUAGAUGA
Molecule: messenger RNA, 1407 nt
Organism: Cladocopium goreaui
Lineage: Eukaryota; Dinophyceae; Suessiales; Symbiodiniaceae
Source: the annotation of a GenBank genome assembly